AUGGUGGACUUUUAUUUUUGCUUCACUAUCGUAUCCUUGCUUAUGUUUGCGAUCGCCGUUGUCGAUGUGGUUGCGUAUAAGCUUUAUUUGGGUGCCUACGUUCAUUACUUGGAUGCUCAUUCCCAACACCACACGGAUGUUGCUAUUCGCUCGGCCACGGGCAGAUACUUUCCCCCACCCGCACUACCUGUACCCGGGCCCGGAUACGCCAGUCGUUGA
Penicillium verhagenii is the source of this 219-nucleotide messenger RNA. RefSeq lists its product as uncharacterized. NCBI's taxonomy places the organism in Eukaryota, Fungi, Ascomycota, Eurotiomycetes, Eurotiales, Aspergillaceae. Bases 1 to 219 code for a protein of 72 amino acids. The record is from RefSeq and is a predicted model, not a curated record. The transcript has a single exon.